This is a messenger RNA of Plasmodium fragile, 3693 nucleotides long. RefSeq lists its product as uncharacterized. Bases 1 to 3693 code for a protein of 1230 amino acids. NCBI's taxonomy places the organism in Eukaryota, Apicomplexa, Aconoidasida, Haemosporida, Plasmodiidae. The record is from RefSeq and is a predicted model, not a curated record. The transcript has a single exon.
AUGUAUGAUAAUACUUCCCUGUCCUACUUCUAUUUUAGAAACAUGAAAUGCAAUGUAGAAAACAUAAGAAAUAAGAAUAUGCAAAAAGGAACAACUGCCAAUACACAAAUGAACAAGUACACCAAUUUGUUUUACACAACCGAUCAAUUUUAUCAUAUAUUCGAAUGCAAGUUAAAGAACAUACAUAUGGAACAAGUAAAAAUGACGAAAAUUUAUCAGUAUGAUUUCUUCUUAAAUAAAUCCUUUUAUUUCCUAUAUAUGAAAUAUUUAGAAAAUGUCAAAUCAUCCCUGUGCGAUAAAAAUAUCAAAAACGUCGCAAACAUGUGUGAACAAAUUAAAUCGUGCAAACCCUGCACUGUGCAGUCAUACUAUAAAGUGCAAAGCGCAACCAAUGUCCAAUAUACUAGUGACCCUCCCACCAACUACUUUCAAUUGGUGGACCUCUACUGCGAUAGCGAUAUUCAUAAGAACUGCAUGAAAGGCAAUAUAAACUACUUCAUCAGUAAGAUGGACUACUACAGGGGCGAAGACAUCCUGAUGAAAGGCUAUUACACCGCAGAUGACACCAAACUGUAUGAUAUACUUUUCCUUUCCAGUGGCCGUAAAGGGGGAUUGGAGAAAGAGGAGGACGAGGACAAAAUUUUGGCCGAUCUAAACAGCAAUACUUACAACGACAGGGUGUACAACGGAAGGAUCUAUCAUAAGAAACUCUGCAAAAAUGAAGACCAACACAACAAACUCUACCCAGGGGCACUAGGAUUAGCGCAAAAGAUCAACAGAAGAACAACGAGGAAUAAAAGCGCUGAAAGAGGAAAAUCCUUCCGGGAAUGUCAAGUUCAUUACAAUAGUGGGCAUGACUUUGCCAGCGGUAACGACAAUCCUAGGGGGUAUGACAACAAUUACAACUUUGGUAAUAAUAACUGCGGCGACGUGAACAACAGCAACAACGGUAGCAAACGAAAAAACUGUUACAGCCAUUUCGACAAUACUGACGACGAUGACGACAUGUACCUUUGCAACGAGAACAGAAACGGCACCAGAAAGGGGAGAAGAACAUCGCAGCAUACAAAGAGUGUCAAAAGUCAAGGAAAUGCAAUGCAUAAUACUAUAACAAAAAGGAACUCCAUUAUGAAUACCAAGAAAGGUGACAACUUUUAUGAAGAUGAGGACCAGGAGGGAGACGAAGACAAACAGAAAAUGCUACUAAACCAAGCCAGUAGCUACAAAAAAGUUAGUAAUGAAACAAAUAAAAUGAGAAAUAUGUCCAACGGAAAAGGAAAAAAUAAAGGAGUGCAAAAUGGAGCAAUCAAGAAAACUGGCAGGGCAAUCAACGAACAGAUGCAUAAGAUGAGUCUUAAAAACUCGAGCAAAGGUGUUACCAAAGGAGGCACCAGAGGAAUCAACAAAGGCAAAAACAAAGAGCAACAUAACAUGAACUAUUUAAAAAAUAAAAAAUUUUCAUCAACGAAUAAAAGCAUAGAUAGCUUACUUACGAAAGAGAGAAAAUAUAUUGUGUGUUACAACUAUUUGGCGAAGAUCCAGGUGAAGGUGUUCAGUGCUGAUAUAUAUGGCUCCAUGACGGCUCAGAAAAAAUCAAUUGCAUUUUUACAGCAAGUUAGGAGAGAACUGCAAACUGAGGGUAAAAUUCUAUACAGUGAUAAUGAUAGCAAAACCGCAUAUGACAUAACUACGUCGCUAAUGGAGUCGGCGCCCUUAAAUCCAUAUGAUCAGGACAGUUUUGCACAGAAUAAUAAUAUCCAGUGCGUAGAUCACCUAUCUCAGGAGAGCAACUCGGUGGGCACAAACGGGAGGGGGAACAAAAGCAAAAUAGGAGAAGACGCAUUGGAAGAAGUGUUUGAAAUUGCUGUAGCGCCGCAGGCAGUGGAUCUCGAAUGGAAGACCCAAUUCUCGCAGGAACAGACAAAGCAGGAGAUCACAGAACAGCAAGCGUACCAGAAGAGCGACAACGAAGCGCAGAAAUGUCCCUUGGGGGAGACAACCAUUGGAAAGGACAAAGAAAAUGAGCUGAGUUCACAAAUGAACGCUCAAACAAGUGACGAAAGUGCACCUGCUAACAACUACCAAAACACGAACCUAAGCGACUCCGCGGAUUACCAAAGCAUUAACAGUUUUUACGAAAAUGAAGACAAUAAUGAAAACGUAUCGAUGUGCCGAAUGCACAAUUUUGAACAUAAUAUGGUUAACCCUAAUGACCCCAUUAUUUCCGAAAGUUUAAUGAGGACAUAUUCACUCAAUGAGAAACUUCAUAGCGCACUAGACACGCAGAAUAAGGACUGCAGCACCAAGGAUGAGGAAUAUGAAAAAGGAAUUUUUGGUGAACCCAUUAAAAAGAACCCAAACGAAUGUAACUCGUCAUUAAAUGAAUACAUAAACAACACGACAGGGGAAGAAGGUAAAUAUUUUGACCCUAACAGCAGGGUGAAUUCUGUGAACAAAGCACCUUCGAUAAGUUGCACAAACAGGUAUGGUGACUCAAUGGAGGAUGACAUAAGCACUGUGUUAAGUAACAAAAGGGAGCACCUGAACAGUACCAUAAGGAGCAAAAGCGAAGACGAAAAGAGUAAUGAACCUGCUCAGAUAAAUCAAAACGAAAAGUUGAGCCCACACUUGGGGACAAACGAAACCCAACAUACCAGUAACAUCGAUAUUACGAAAUAUAUCAACUUAAGUAGCGAUAAAAGGAUUCCCAUAGAAGAUCCCCAAAAGGGAAAAAUAAACACAGUCAAUUGCUUCGACAAAUUAAGUUUGGAACAGAAAGUAGUCAAGGGAUACUUAACUCUAAGAAAAGAAAAAAACAUUACACCAAAUGUAAAAAGGGUGUACUCCUUACACGAUUUAUACAAUAAAAUUAUUAAUGAAUGCGAUUACGAAGAUUUCUUAUCACAGAAUAGUGCACAGAAUAUACUCAAUAAUAGCAAGCGUGAGCCAAAUUGUGGUUCUAAUGAUGAUCCAAAUGAUAACCUCAUGGACGAUCAUGAUGACGAUGCAAAUGACGACCCACUGGACGACUUUUUCCCCUACAAGAAACGCAUAAUAAUGAAAAGUGCCAAAACAGAACGAACGAACAGGAACCGUAUACCAAGAACAGGGCUUAACCAAGACAGACUAGCCAAUAACGGAGCGGUCACUAAAAGCGAAUGUCAUGAUGCGGCCAGUUUUCCAAAGGAAAAGGAGGCAAAGGAGGAAACUGGAAGCGCAAUUGGAAGCGACCCACGCGAAGACGCCAACAUGGAAAUAUUUUUUAAAAGUGCAGAAACGCUUAGCAGCCGUAACCGUGCGUGCUCUCCGCGCAAUUUCAAAAAUGACUGCAGCGGACUAGUUAAGUAUAACACUGCAAAAGGCGUAGUCAAAAUACCCAAAAUAUGCGUCCACAAAUUGGCUAGGAAAAAAGGGUUCACCAAAUUGACAUGUAUUAUUUAUAGAGGAAAGGGAGAAUUUGUUUCUUAUUUCCUAGAACGAAACAACAAAAAAAUUAAUGACACAAAUGCAGUGCAAAAUGAAAAUAAGCAGUACAAGAAUACUGAACCGAAUAUGCCCUUUAAGAGUAACGGAAAAAAUGACUGUGCUAAUUUAAACACCUACCUGUGUAGCACUGGUGAGAAUGCAGCUAAAGAAGAGGCUAAACUAUCGAACAGGACAUAUUAUUUCAGAGAAAAACAAAGCAACCUCUAA